AUGGGGUGCCUGCAGAGCGUGGCCUGCAAGGCGCGGGUGCGCCGGGAGCAGAUCGUGGUCUCGGACGUGUCGGCCACCAUCGAGCCGGCGGCCACGGCCAUCGAGGAGAGCUCGCCGGUGGUGCUGCGGUACCGCACGCCCUACUUCCGCGCCUCCGCACGCGUGCUCAUGCCGCCCAUCGCCCGGCGCCACACCUGGGUGGUGGGCUGGAUCCAGGCCUGCAACCACAUGGAGUUCUACAACACCUACAGCGACCUCGGCGUCUCAAGCUGGGAGCUGCCCGACCUGCGAGAAGGAAGAGUAAAAGCCAUCAGCGAUUCGGAUGGGGUGAGCUACCCCUGGUAUGGAAACACCACAGAAACCGUGACCCUGGUCGGGCCCACGAACAAGAUCUCCAGGUUCUCGGUGAGCAUGAAUGACAAUUUCUACCCCAGCGUGACGUGGGCUGUCCCCGUGAGCAACAGUAACGUGCCGCUGCUGACCAGGAUUAAGAGGGACCAGAGCUUUACCACGUGGCUGGUGGCCAUGAACACCACCACCAAGGAGAAGAUCAUCUUGCAGACUAUAAAGUGGAGGAUGCGAGUGGACAUUGAGGUUGAUCCCAUGCAGCUGCUGGGGCAGCGGGCACGGCUGGUGGGAAGGACUCAGCAGGAGCAACCCCGGAUCCUCAGCAGGAUGGAGCCCAUCCCACCAAAUGCACUAGUGAAGCCCAACGCCAACGACGCCCAAGUCCUCAUGUGGAGACCCAAGCGAGGGCAGCCUAUAGUCGUGAUACCUCCCAAGUAGAGCAGUGCCAGGCACGCACGUGAGGACCUGGGUGCUCUCAGCCUGCUGCAAACGAACAGGGUUUCUGAGCCAAAGCAGACCUCUUGGGUUCUCCUGCCUUUGUCGUUGUGGUUGGAAACGUGGCUCCUCCUGAGUCAGAAAUAGAGCCUGGCUGGCACGAGGGCACAGAAGAGGGUGGGCCCGGCUGUAGGAUUUCCCAGGAAGUGGAAUUGAGUGCUUGCAGGGGCAUGUGGCUGGCACAGAGGCUUGUCUGGCCUAAAUGACUUGUCUUUCCUCGUAGGGCAGUGCAAGAAGCCAUGGGUGUGAUUGAACCGUGCCCAUGGCGAAUGCUGCUUUCCACCCAGCUGGAGGUAGAAGUGGAGACCGUGCCUGCUGGAUGCGAAGGGCU
Molecule: messenger RNA, 1174 nt
Organism: Empidonax traillii (willow flycatcher)
Lineage: Eukaryota; Metazoa; Chordata; Aves; Passeriformes; Tyrannidae
Gene: FAM78B
Product: family with sequence similarity 78 member B
Exons: 2
Coding region: 1-786 (261 amino acids)
Source: RefSeq, a predicted model, not a curated record